GCUUAAACCAUAUUCUCGCAUUUAAAGUCAUAAACAUAACCGCAGCGCGCGGGAAAAUAAAAAAAAAAAAGACCCCGCGCGGGGGCGAGAGAGAGAAACGGAUUGUACUAGAAACGAUGCCGUUUAGAAUAUUGUAUAUAAUUAUACAGGUUUUUAGAUUUCUGACGCUUCAUCUCUCUCUCUCUCUCUCGACUCUGGUUUACUUCUCGCUCUCUUCCACGCCGUGGUGGCUUUCACUGAUCGAAGACUCUACUCUCGCUCUCGACCUCUUUAGAGACACUGUUCUUUGCUGCUUGGGUUCACAGACCAGUUUUCACUACGUCCUGAUGCUACUGUUGCAGCCGAUGCACUCGCAAUAGUUCCCCUCACAGAAUGAAGUCACAGAUGGAGCCAAUGGAAUGUAGUGAUGGUGUGGUAAAUGCUGGUACAAGUACAUCGGCAGCUGAUUAUAGUCCGGAUUUUGAUAGCCCGAUGCCUCCCAUAAUGGAAGAUGUUGAUAGUCGAGGCACUUCUUAUGGUCGCCCACCAUUGAAAUCAAAAGCAUGGGCUCAUUUUACUAGAGCUAAAGAUGGUGAUCCCAAUAGCCCUAAAGCUAGUUGCAAUUAUUGUGGGAGGUCGUACAAAUGCCAUUCAAAAAAGCAAGGCACUUCAUCCAUGUUGCACCAUUUAACAAUUUGCAAACACUACCGUGCUAGACAGAGUCGCUUGGCUGCAUCAAAAUCAAAGUUGAUUUGUGAACUGAAGAAAGAUGGAGAUAGCACCACUGCAAGUCUUGCAAUUGAUAAGUGUGUUGAAAAGAAAAUAAGGGCGGCAAUUGCUAGGAUGAUAAUAGUGGAUGGGUUACCUUUUAGGUUUGUAGAAGGCCAAGGUUUUAGGGACUUUAUGAGGACAAUUGAUUCUAAGUUCCCAAUCCCUUCUUGCUUCACUGUGAUGCGGGAUUGUGUUAAGCUCUACCUACUGGAGAAGGAGAAGUUGAGGAAUUUGUUCACUACAUCAGGUCAAAGGGUUUGCCUAACUACUAGUAUGUGGACCUCAACACAAAAUCUUAACUAUAUUUGUAUAACCGGCCAUUUCAUUGGUAAUGAUUGGAAAUUAAAUAGAAGAAUUAUGAACUUUUGCAAAGUUCCUAAUUAUGAAGGUGUGACUAUUGGAAGGGUGAUUGAGUCAUGCUUGCUUGAUUUUGGCAUUGAUAAUAUCUUUACCAUCACAGUUGAUAGUACUACCUCUAAUGAUACUGCUAUUGACUAUAUAAGGAGGAGAACCAAAUAUAAGGUGGGUACUAUAUUAGACAAUGAGUUUAUUCACAUGAGGUGUUGUGCACAUUCGUUGAAUCUAAUCAUGACUGAAGGUGUAAAAGAUGUUAAUGAAUCAAUUGUGAAGGUUCGAAAUGCAGUGGCAUAUGUGAAGUCUACCCCUUCAAGGUUUGAUAAGUUUAAGUCUUGUGUGGAGAUGCAAAAAAUUCAGAGUAAGGGUCUUUGCCUUGAUGUUCCAAAUAGGUGGAACUCAACUUCUAUGAUGUUGGAUGUGGCAGAAAAGUGUCAAAGUGCCUUUGAACUUUUGCAAGAAAGUGAUGGACAGUUUGUCCAUCACUUGAGUGGGGAUGAGCAAGGGAGACCAGGCUUGGGUCCUCCUGAUUGUAAUGAUUGGGAUAAUGUUCGUGUCACUGUGAAGUUUUUAAAGAUAUUUUAUGAUGUAGCAUUGCGUAUUUCUGGUUCUUUGCAUGCUAAUUCUCAUUUAUAUUUUCAUGAACUUUCUGUGGUUCAUCAACAUUUGCAAGCACUUUGUGAAAGUAGUGAUAAUCUCUUGCAGAGCAUGGCUGAAAGAUUUAAGGCGAAUUUUGAAAAAUAUUGGGUGGAUUUUGAGAAAGUUAACUUAAUGUUGUUUGUAGCCGCUGUGCUUGACCCUAGAUACAAGUUGGAUGCUUUAGAGUUUUGGUUCACAGAAGUUGUUGGCAUUGAACAGGCAACUGAACUUGUAGCAAAGCUAAGGAGAGUCAUUGACCGGCUAUAUGAUCAAUACACUAAAUUUGGUGGCGAUAUAUGUGGGGUUGAGUUAAGUGGUGCUGAGCCUCAAAGUUCCUCAAUAUCAAUUAAUUCUAGCAAGCAGGGAUUCUUGAAUUUCAUGAGUAGGUACUACAAGAUUCGAACAUCACAAAAUAAUGUAGGGUGCAAGUCAGAGUUGGAUCAGUAUUUGACAGAUGAUAUUGAAGCACCAAAUGAGAAUUUUGAUAUUUUAAAUUGGUGGAAGUUGAAGUCAACAAAAUAUCCAAUCCUUGCCCAAAUAGCAAAACUUGUGUUGGCUGUUCCCAUUUCUACUAUUGACUCUGAGUCGAGUUUGAGCACUAAUGGUCAGGUGUUGGAUCAUUUUCGGAGUUCAUUAUCUCCAACAACAGUUGAGGCUAUUAUAUGUGCACAAAAUUGGCUAAAAGAGGCUCCACCCAUUGGUUAUGACACUCGAGAUGUAAUGGUAGAUGCUGAAAGCUAUAAGCUAGAAUCAGAGAUAUCUUUAAGGAACAUUUUACACGAUGACGAUUGAUUGAAGGUUGGCUCUACUGAGGGAUCAUGGGGCAUGGUUUCUCAACUUCAAACUGCGGGAGUGUAUGUAGGUAUGAAGGCUCACUAUUCAUCACUCCAAACAUUACUUCCUCUCUGAAGUCGACUUGACCAGUUGUGGUAAUUGUUUUUAGUAAUGUUAAUUCAAAGUGUUUGUUAGGAUCAUACGCGAGGUUUAUGAAUAAAAUUGGGUACCGUCCUUUUUCUAGAAAAAAAUGGUAUUUACCAUUAUAUCACUCCUUUUGUCUUUGAGAUCAAAAUAGUGAUCUUUUUUGGAUUCGGCUGCUGCUUGCCUUAAUCAUCUUGUUCCAACAUAAGGCUUCCUCUUCUUUUAGAUUUAUUUAAUUUUUUGUGUUAUUGAAUUGUCAACUUAUUAUUUAUUGGUUUGUUUAAUUAAUUUUUGGUGGUCUAGACAUGGUGGGCCGGAGUGGUGGUUGUGGAGGGAAUCUGCAAUCCUGAACGAAGGGCUUCUGUGAGUGCCACAUGGGGGGGCUUGUAUUUAGUGACAACUGCCCAUAUGAAGUUCACUUUGAAGGCAUGUUUGUACGAGUUAAACCAUGUUUUUUUGCAGAAAAGGAAGGAGUCACUCUUGUACAUAUGACUUCGGCUGUUUAAAAAAAAAAAAAGGAAAACCAUGUUUUUGCACGUUAGCUUUGUUAUGAAAAGUGAGAAGAGAAAAGUAAAAUAAAAACAAAAAUUAGUCACACAUGAUACAAAUUUAUGUAGUUCG
This is a messenger RNA of Carya illinoinensis, 3282 nucleotides long. RefSeq names its product zinc finger BED domain-containing protein RICESLEEPER 2-like. NCBI's taxonomy places the organism in Eukaryota, Viridiplantae, Streptophyta, Magnoliopsida, Fagales, Juglandaceae. The transcript is spliced from 4 exons. Gene Ontology annotation, molecular function: DNA binding; protein dimerization activity. The coding region runs from base 373 to 2535 and encodes 720 amino acids. The record is from RefSeq and is a predicted model, not a curated record.